CUGGUGUGUACCCUGCAUCAGUGUCCAUCAUAAGUGGGGGUUAGUUGAUGAUACCUGGGCAGGGGCGGACUGACAACUCAUGGGGCCCCCGGGCAAUAGGGGAUCAUGGGGCCCCUGUGUCCUUGCCCAAACUCAAAAAAGCCUAUGAAAAAGGUACCAGGGGCAUCUCAUGGGGCCCCCUACUGACCCCGGGCCCUCGGGCAGUGCCCGAGUUUCCAAAUGGUCAGUCUGCCCCUGUACCUGGGACAAUCACAGCACACUGUACCAUG
Staurois parvus is the source of this 269-nucleotide messenger RNA. NCBI's taxonomy places the organism in Eukaryota, Metazoa, Chordata, Amphibia, Anura, Ranidae. The record is from the annotation of a GenBank genome assembly.